CGUGGGAUGUUAGCGGUGGGGGCAAUGGAGGGCACCCGGCAGAGCGCGUUCCUGCUCAGCAGCCCGCCCCUGGCCGCCCUGCACAGCAUGGCCGAAAUGAAGACCCCGCUGUACCCUGCCGCGUACCCCCCACUGCCCGCUGGCCCCCCUUCCUCCUCGUCCUCCUCGUCCUCCUCAUCGUCGCCCUCCCCGCCUUUGGGCGCCCACAACCCAGGCAGUCUGAAGCCCCCGGCCGCGGGGGGGCUCUCGUCCCUGGGCAGCCCCCCGCAGCAGCUCUCGGCCGCCACCCCACACGGCAUCAACGACAUCCUGAGCCGGCCCUCCAUGCCCGUGGCCUCAGGGGCCGCCCUGCCCUCCGCCUCGCCCUCCGGUUCCUCCUCCUCCUCUUCCUCGUCCACCUCCGCUUCCUCCGCUUCGGCUGCUGCCGCCGCGGCCGCGGCCGCCGCCGCCGCCGCCUCAUCGCCAGCGGGGCUGCUGGCCGGCCUGCCCCGCUUCAGCAGCCUGAGCCCGCCGCCGCCGCCGCCCGGGCUCUACUUCAGCCCCAGCGCCGCUGCCGUGGCCGCCGUGGGUCGGUACCCCAAGCCGCUAGCCGAGCUGCCCGGCCGGACGCCCAUCUUCUGGCCAGGAGUGAUGCAGAGCCCGCCCUGGAGGGACGCGCGCCUGGCCUGCACCCCUCAUCAAGGAUCCAUUUUGUUGGACAAAGACGGGAAGAGAAAACACACGAGACCCACCUUCUCGGGCCAGCAGAUCUUCGCCCUGGAGAAGACUUUCGAACAAACGAAAUACUUGGCGGGGCCCGAGAGGGCUCGCUUGGCCUAUUCAUUGGGGAUGACGGAGAGUCAGGUCAAGGUCUGGUUCCAGAACCGCCGGACCAAGUGGAGGAAGAAGCACGCGGCCGAGAUGGCCACGGCCAAGAAGAAGCAGGACUCGGAGACCGAACGGCUCAAGGGGGCCUCGGAGAACGAGGAGGAGGACGACGACUACAACAAGCCCCUGGACCCCAACUCGGACGACGAGAAGAUCACGCAGCUGCUGAAGAAGCACAAGUCCGGCGGCGGCGGCGGCGGCGGCGGCGGGCUCCUGCUGCACGCGGCCGAGGGCGAGGGCGCGUCCUGA
Diceros bicornis minor is the source of this 1116-nucleotide messenger RNA. It is a transcript of the gene NKX6-1, whose product is annotated as NK6 homeobox 1. The transcript is spliced from 3 exons. NCBI's taxonomy places the organism in Eukaryota, Metazoa, Chordata, Mammalia, Perissodactyla, Rhinocerotidae. The coding region runs from base 7 to 1116 and encodes 369 amino acids. The record is from RefSeq and is a predicted model, not a curated record. Gene Ontology annotation, cellular component: nucleus. Gene Ontology annotation, biological process: cell differentiation; regulation of transcription by RNA polymerase II. Gene Ontology annotation, molecular function: RNA polymerase II cis-regulatory region sequence-specific DNA binding; DNA-binding transcription factor activity, RNA polymerase II-specific.